UUUGCCCUUAUCAAAUAUGGCGGAUCCAGCUUCAUCUCCUAAUCGACGAAUCAGAGCCCGCGUUGUUGGCCGCUCUUCCCACAGUAGCGAUGGUGGGGAUGAGCGCUCUCAGGUCUGUUGCUGCUUUCGCAGCCAGACUGACCCCACUCAAAUCUGGGAGUUCUUCGGCAAAUCUUCUCACUCGAGCAAUUCCCCAAACAGGCAAAGUUGCUAUUCGCUGGGGUCAUGGAAAGAAAAUGUUUGUCAUCAAACCCUCCGACUACUACGACAGGAGAUUUCUGCGUUUAUUGCAAUAUUACACCCUUUUGACUGGUAUCCCUGUAGCCAUCAUCGUCACCAGUGUCAAUGUCUUCAUUGGUGAGGCUGAGCUGGCUGAGAUUCCUGAAGGCUAUGAACCUGAACACUGGGAGUACUACAAGCACCCCAUCACCAGGUGGAUUUCCAGAAAUCUGUAUGACAGCCCAGUGAAGGACUAUGAAAAGAUGAUGGCUGCAAUUCAGAUUGAAAAAGAAAAAGCAGAUAUGAGACUGACACAGCUGGAGGUGCGGCGCCAGAUGAGGGAGAGUGGAGAUGGUCCUUGGUUCCAUGUUCCCACCCUCAACAAGGAGCUCAUCGACAACAGUCCAAAGGCAUCACCUGACAAUUAAUGAGGACGCCGUUUAAAGUUUUUGAUCAACCUCACUGUAAAUUUUUCUCUGCGUAAAUAAAGUAUCUAUAUGUA
This is a messenger RNA of Oryzias melastigma (Indian medaka), 721 nucleotides long. RefSeq names its product NADH:ubiquinone oxidoreductase subunit B5 (gene ndufb5). The record is from RefSeq and is a predicted model, not a curated record. NCBI's taxonomy places the organism in Eukaryota, Metazoa, Chordata, Actinopteri, Beloniformes, Adrianichthyidae.